This is a messenger RNA of Neocloeon triangulifer, 4630 nucleotides long. It is a transcript of the gene Fbl6, whose product is annotated as F-box/LRR-repeat protein 6. Gene Ontology annotation, biological process: SCF-dependent proteasomal ubiquitin-dependent protein catabolic process. The transcript has 12 exons. Gene Ontology annotation, cellular component: SCF ubiquitin ligase complex. Lineage: Eukaryota; Metazoa; Arthropoda; Insecta; Ephemeroptera; Baetidae. Bases 282 to 2459 code for a protein of 725 amino acids. The record is from RefSeq and is a predicted model, not a curated record. Gene Ontology annotation, molecular function: protein binding.
GACUUCCGGUUGGUCAAGAGAAGGUCAGAUGGAUCGGUAGUCAAGCAAGAUGACGGCAAUAUUUGUGUUCUUUGUAGGCCACGGAGCGAGUUGCCCGUCGUCGCGUCGCACUUGCGUCGCCCGCUGCUGAAGUCGGGCCGCACGCGCCCCCACGAUCGGCCGCCUGGCAGCUGAUGGCCUUGUUCGUCUGAGUUUGUCACACUUUGGUCCUGUUUUUGGAACUGUUCUUGCGUGUCAGUUGAGUUUUUGCCGCACAUGAGCCUAGUGUCCCGUGCGUGAAGAUGGACCCUUCGAUGAACUCGUGCUUUAACUUGGGCGGCCCGCCCAACAUGGACAUGUACAAUCCCGCCUCGUGCAGUCUCUCGGACCCGACUGAGUCGGCCCUGCGAGAGUUCCUCCUCAACGAAACGGUCAACAACGCCCUCAGCAUGCAGAACAACGGAGUCUCCGACAUCAACGACAUCCCCGACGAGCUCAAAGUCAUGCUGGACGAACCGCUCUCUAGAGACUGGGUGAGUCCAGGGAAACCUGAGGACCAGGCGUUACCAACCACUAGUCCACUUAUUCCACCCAACGCCAGUCCAGCCGUUGCACCCAACACUCCUAACGCUCCCUCCGCCGAAGAUGCAGCUUCUAAUUAUACACAUGUUAAUCACCAGAUGCACCCGCAUCAAAUGAUGACCACCGAGAUCGACGCGCCGAGAGGUCGCGGUCGAGGACGAAAACGGACACGAGAGCCCGGUGCAGAGUCCGUCAGUCGCGGUCCUCCUAAAAAGCGAGGUCCCAAGCCUGGCAUGAAGGCAGCUAGGAUGGCCAACGUGCAUUACUGCAGCCAAAUUGCACCGGGCGACAACGGCAUCAAGCUGAAGAUCAAGAAGUUCAACUCUGUGCCUCUUCAGAAGCCUGUGAAGAUGCCGAGAGAACUGACAAAGCGGAAAAAGAAAAAAUACAAAACAAAGCGCAAAGACUCUGACAGUGAUGACGAGUCAUUCAUGAUUGAGGCUGAAGAAGACAGGUCGCAGGCCUGGGGAAGGAGAGAGGGACCCAAACCUAGCCAGAGUUUCAAUGUAGAUGAGACAACCGAGCAAGGAGAGGCCCAGUCAGACUGGGGCUGCAAAAUGCCCGACGUCGUCUUGCUCAGAAUAUUCGAGAUGGCCACUCAGGACGAGGGAACGCUGCCGUUUUUAGUGAGGGCGUCACAAGUGUGCCGGCUGUGGCGAAAUGUAGCCAUAACUCCGUCGCUGUGGAACGUGGUCGACUUGAGCAUACCACGUAUCAAAGCCGUUCACAAAAACGACCACGUCCUUCGGUGGCUCUGUGAAAAUAGACUGUCCGGCGCAACAGACUUGAAUAUCAACUGGUGGAAAGUAUCCAAUAUGACUGCAAUGCUACAGUUUGUGGUCGGUUGCUGCGGUGAUAAACUAGAAGGGCUAGGCUUGGCAGGAUGGGGUGGUCUGAAAUCCGACCACUUGGAAUUGCUUGCGCAGAGAUGCCCAAAGUUAUCAAGAAUAGACUUGACUAGCAUAAAUAUGGAAGUGAAUCCCAACUCCAAGGCAGCUGUGUCACCAGCAGCUCUCUGCUCGUUUACCCAUCAAAUGGGUUUGCGCCUCACCCAACUGUCACUAGCCAACAAUACGAUGGCAGGUCUCACUCAAAUUCUGAACUCUGUCUCUGAAAACUGCCCCGAGCUUCAGGUUUUGGAUUUGUCGAACUUGAGAACCGCAGCCAUAACUUCGGCCCAAAUUCCACUAGAACUGCUUCAAGAAGGCUGCUCCAAACUUCGCGUCUUUAGAAUUGCCAAUAGUAAUGUUUCGCUUGCCCCGUCUUCACUACAAGAACAGGCUCAAUCGCCUGGAUUUCCUGCCUUAGAGGAGCUGAGUCUUGCCGUCGACAAACGAGGUGGAAGUCCCCAAGUUAGUGACAACUCCAUCGAGAGAAUUCUAAAGACAUCGACACAGCUACGGCUGCUGGAUGUUAGAGGGUGCACUAGAAUAUCCGAUUCAAGUCUUGUCCGAGUCCCUGCCUGGGACCUUGAGCAUCUUUACCUCUCUGGCUGUGAAGUAACUCGGCCGCCUGGAAGUGGACUGGAGCUACUUGCAAGAAAGUGGAGUCAUAGCUUAAUCGUACUGGAUCUUGCUUGGAGCACCGCCACAGAAGCAGUGGACCAGGCGGUUUCUGCUCUUGCUGAAAAAGGCGAAGAAUCCCCGUUGAGGAGCUUAAACCUCCUCGGCUCAUCAGUUAGUUUUGGCCCUGUCAAAGAAGUCCUCCUAAGGUGUCCCCAACUGUCCUCGUUGAACUUGUCGUCAUGUAGAGGGCUGCCCCGAGGCAUAAAGAGAAACUAUGAAGGCAGAGAUUUGGACCUUCUCAGACAGAACGUUGCAGCAGGCAAGUUUGAUGAACUUACUGGAGAUGAUUCUCCAAAUCAAAACGCCUCCUCCCCGCAAGACGAAGCCCGAUAGUAAAGUGAGGUGUCUUGAAGAUUGAACCUUGCUUUGUUUUAUAAAGCAAUAACUUGUCUCCUUUUCGAUUCUACGGUAGUUAAUGUGAUUUGAGGAAUCGCGGCUAAACGAAUCAAAAUUCCAACUUCUCUCUUCAGCCUCCAGCAGUUCCUAGAUUCAGAUGUGCUCUUCUCUGAUGACGAAACAAACUUUGAUAUCGCGUUGCUUGUUCAAGAGACACUGUUCCGAGUGAUCCGUGAAUUUUGUUGCCUAUUUUCUACUGCUUUUUGUUUUUGAUCCGUAACUGCAUUCAAACUCGAGUGCUACUCCCUAGUGUUGUGAAAGAUGUUGAGAAAAUAUUUAUGAAGUCAAUCAUGUGAAUGAGUGGAAUUUGUACAAAAAUGCCAUAAUGCUAUGCUUCGAGAGAGCAAAGAGUUUUGUCUAAUACUCAUAGCUGAUAUGGGGGAAUUUUUAAACGCGGAAAAUGCAUUUUUGUUGAUAAUUUUGUAAGCUCAAAAGUAUUACAUGUAAAAUGUCUAGAUUAUAAUCUGAAGUUUAUCGCGGAUGGAAAGCGCAAUUAACUCUCAGAACCAAGGGAUUUAUUGAUAAGAGCAAAGCCAGCUUUUCCAUUAUUAAAGAAAAGAGUCAUCUGGGGAGGUUGAAAGUCUUACACUCGAGAAUAAGCUCCUCCUUUGAGAUACCUUGUGUUUUGUGCUAGGCGUAACACUAAAACCGUAAAUGAUAACUAUAAAAAUUAACGAGGAUAAUAUUUAAAGAUGAAAAAGAACCUGUUGAUGUUGUUAUGUGAGGGUGAUCAUUACAAUGCUAUUAUAAUUAUUUGUUUUCUAUGCUGUUAUACUGAAAUUAUGAUUAUACACUGACCAAGUAACCAAGUGUCUGCUGCUGUUACUCAGAAUUGAGUGUUGAUUGUUUUUAGAUAAUUUCUUUAUCAUUUUCCAACAGCAAUUAAGAUACCUCUUUGAUACCGACUGUCAUCAACUCGGCAGUUGCAUUCUUUCUCACGCCUGAAUUUUUAGUGAAUUCAAACGAAUUUUCCUCUGGUCUUUUUUAUUUCUUUUUAUUUUAUCGGGUUAAUUCUCUAAGAACGUAAGUGCUGCUUACCUUGUGAAAUGGAACUAUUUCAGGAAGCAGAUGAUUAGCAUUGAUUGUGUUCAAGAUUUCAAAGUCAGCACUGAAAAUAAUUUAUCGGCUUCGACCAUCACCUUAUAACCAAAAAUCUUUCGAACACCUAUGAAACUUUUUACUUUGCCACUGAAAGUAGCAUCAAGAGAAAUCUUAGCUGAUCCAAACAAAACACUCGCGACUGAUUUUACUGUUAUUUAUUUUUCAACAUGCACAAAAUAAUUUAUGUCAUCAUGACCGUAAUAAUUAUACUUUGUACGGAAAUUUCUUACAGGACAGUACAAGUUACUUGGUAGCUCGAAUUCGUUUUGUAGUCUCCUAAGGUUUCUCAUAGGCCUAAAAGGAAGUUAUGUAGUUGCCUAUUAAUUUUAUAUUUUUGUGCUUGGUUACUUGGGAAUUUUUGAAUAGUUCUUGUGUAAAUACAAACAACAAAAACCAGCGGAUACAAGGCGCGCCUUUAGCUAAUUGAUCUUGCGCGCCUUUUAUUAAGGAAGGCCUUGAAUGAUAAAAAGUAUAAUUCUGUAAAUGUACGAUAUUCGCAACAAUCAUGACGUGUUUUCGGUUUCCCCGUUUGACCGCAAGCUGCAGUGUUUGUUAACCCUUCGCGCCGAUGUUCGUUCCGCUUGAUAAAAAAAACGUAAAGAGAAAAAAAUCACUUGCACGUUGACGUUUUUUGUGCUUCUGCUGCCGCACCAAUCAUUUUCUCCCAGAAGCAAUACUCGGCCUUUUUCCUCAGACUGAUCUAUCUAAUAGGUCUGGUUUUGCCCUCAAGACUCGCGAAAAUGAGAUUCUUUUGCAAAACUUUUGCAAAUUCCGAUGACCAGAGAGGCAGUCGCAAGAUCGUUGUUUUCCGGCCUUCCUUAAAAAAACACAUGAAUUUUAACCAGAACAGGAAAAUCCCUGCCUGCUUUUUUGUUCUUUAAACAGUGAAACUAACACUUGGAAAAUCGGAUGGAAAAACAUUGAAAAGGCAAAAUUUGUAUUUUAUCAAGAUAGAUAAUAAAGAUCUUAUUAAUAUAUUGAAAAUAUAAAGCUAUAUAUCGCAAGAA